Lolium rigidum is the source of this 654-nucleotide messenger RNA. Its product is annotated as LOB domain-containing protein 1-like. The coding region runs from base 1 to 654 and encodes 217 amino acids. The transcript has 2 exons. NCBI's taxonomy places the organism in Eukaryota, Viridiplantae, Streptophyta, Magnoliopsida, Poales, Poaceae. The record is from RefSeq and is a predicted model, not a curated record.
AUGGAGUCGUCGGGCGACACGGGACCAUUGCACUCCUCGCCGACCCCGACGUCGCCACCACAGCCCUCGGCAACGACGACGGUGGUGCUGAGUCCGUGUGCGGCGUGCAAGAUCCUCCGCCGCCGGUGCGUCGACCGGUGCGUGCUGGCGCCCUACUUCCCGCCCACCGACCCGCACAAGUUCGCCACCGCGCACCGCGUCUUCGGCGCUAGCAACAUCAUCAAGCUCCUACAGGAGCUGCCGGAGGAGCAUCGCGCGGACGCGGUGAGCAGCAUGGUGUACGAGGCGGCGGCGCGGGUGCGCGAUCCCGUCUACGGCAGCGCCGGCGCCAUCUGCCAGCUCCAAAGGCAGGUGGAUGGGCUCAAGGCGCAGCUCGCCCGUGCCCAGGCCGAGCUCGCCGCCGUGCGCGCCCACCACGCGCAGCUCCUCGCGCUACUCUGCACAGUGGAGACGAUGGCGGCCUCCAAUUCUGCCGGAGGGCAGCACGAUGGAACCUACUGCGGAGAGGUCGUCGCCGGGAGCGGCGGACGAUCGCAGAUCGCCACGGCAGCCGCACGUGGCGGUGCCGCGCCGGUGGACGCCCGUUACGUCGUCGACGGCAUCAUGGAGGCUGGCACCGUCGGCGCCUGGGCCGACGAGCCGCUCUGGACAUGA